CAAAAUCUCUACCUUCCUACCUCCGGUAACCCGUGGAGCGGUGAAGACAACUUUUCCUUUCAAAGCUUAAACGCCGAAAGUCUAUAAUUUUGUUCCUCAAAACAUCAUUUUUUUCUUUUGCUUUUAACAUACUUAGAAAGAAAAAUGAUAAUGGGGUAUUGGGAUUCUCCUCCAUUUCUCCAUCUUUCUCGGAAUGGAAGAGUAAAGUGAAGUGUUAUUCCAGAAUUAACUAACAUUUUGCAUUAAGGGUACGCAACUUUUCAGGAAAGAAAGAGUCGUGCCAAGCCAGCUUGAUUUUCAGAACAAUCUCUUUCCUCAGAUUUUCGCUAUUAUAAAUACCCUUCUGGUUUCAAAUUUUAUGACCCGCAUAGGCCUUUCAUUGUUUUUUUUCUCUCAAGGAAGAAGAGGAUAGAUUGAGACAAUGGCAGGGCUGUCAAGACAGAGUCGGAUAUCUUGACAGCCCCAUUUUCUUAUCCUGACAGCCUCUCUGGCAGAUUGAUAUGAGAAGACGAUAAGACCCUUUGAAUUUUUCUUGGUUGUUUUUUAUGCAACUUAAAUGUUAAUUUCUUUUGGAUUAAAAAUUAAUAAAGCAUGGCAUCAAUUUUCCAUAUCCAACUAUGCAGGGGCCUUUGAACUUUAUAAUGGCUUGGACCUUUUUCUUUGAUGCACUUAGUUCAUGUGAAAAGGUCGGUUUCUUUUCAACUAUCACUUUAAAUUAGUUCGUUCAAGCAGGAUGAUUCACAUUGAAGAAGCUACUGUGUUGUUGGUUCAUUAGAUUGAUUGAUAUUUGGUAUGAAACAAUCCAAUCUUUUCUACAAUGGGUUCCAUGUCUGGAAUCCUUCAGAGACCUCUAACUGCAGUGGCUGGCGUCGCCGUAGCUGCCAUCUCUGCUGAUCUCGCUGAUAAAUUGUCUCCGACAAAGUCAUCGGAUCCUUGUUUCUCCUCAGAAACAUUGAGUUCUUCUUAUCAGAGUUUAGUAGAGGAACCAAGGUCAUGGGUGUCUCAGAUUUCUGUCUCUAAUGUCAGAAACUUGUCAUUUGCGACAAGGGUCCAGAAUCCUGUACCUAACAUUAACUACCCACUUCCUUAUUCUAGCUUUCCAAACGCUUUUAGUUCAUGGUUCAAUUCACUUUCGACUUGUGUUGCUUCUCCUCCUGUUCUUGUAACGUCGUAUCAGUCUGCGGAGUUGGCCAAAGCACCGAAGGCAUCUGAAUAUAUACACUUCAUCCCUUCAUCACCCUCUGAGGUUCUGUACAAAUGGCAUUUACCAGACCCAAAUGCUUAUGGGGUUUCUGGUAAUUCAGAAUGUUCAUUUGCGAAGUCUAGAACGGUUGUUGUUUUACUUGGAUGGUUGGGGGCCAAGCAGAAGCAUCUGAAGAGAUAUGCAGAUUGGUAUACAUCAAGGGGGUUCCAUGUCAUUACCUUUACUUUCCCGAUGGCUGAGAUCCUCAGUUACCAGAUUGGGGAAAAAGCUGAACAGGACAUAGAGUUGCUUGCGAAUCAUCUUGCUGGUUGGUUAGAGGAAGAACAUGGGAAAAAUCUCAUAUUUCAUACUUUUAGCAAUACUGGCUGGCUGACGUAUGGGGUUAUUCUUGAGAAGUUUCAGAAGCAGGAUCCAACUUUAAUGGGUAAUAUCAGGGCUUGCAUUGUUGACUCAGCUCCUGUUGCAGCUCCAGACCCGCAGGUCUGGGCAUCAGGUUUCUCUGCUGCAUUUUUGAAAAAGCAAAGCAUUACAACAAAAGGACUGGCUGGUGCUGAUUCUGGUGUGGAGGCAAGAGGCAGUAGUAAAAGUGAGGAACACAAACCUGCUGUAACUGAAAAAGUUCUGCUAGUUGUUUUGGAGAAGUUCUUCGAGGUGGUUCUGAAUCUUCCUAAAGUUAACAGGAGGCUUUCUGAUGUGCUGGCUCUGUUAUCAUCAAAACAACCAAGAUGUCCACAGUUAUACAUCUACAGCACUGCAGAUAGGGUUAUUCCAGCUGAAGCAGUGGAAUCCUUCAUAGAGAAGCAGCGAAGGGCUGGCCACGUGGUCAGUGCUUGCAAUUUUCUCUCUACUCCUCAUGUCGAUCAUUUCAGAAAUGAUCCAAACCUCUAUACUUCUCAGCUCACCAAGUUUUUGGAAGACUCUGCUCACUUUUUGUAAACUUCUUAACUGAGAAAAACAUUCAUUUCCACCAUUCUUUAAACUGUCAGAUCAUACUUAUUACAGAUGAUAUACCUAUUCAAUCUUUAUUUUCAAAUUUGUUGGCGUAGAGGUUGUCAAAUUCAAUGAAGAAUGAUCUCUACCCUUGUUUUA
Molecule: messenger RNA, 2293 nt
Organism: Macadamia integrifolia
Lineage: Eukaryota; Viridiplantae; Streptophyta; Magnoliopsida; Proteales; Proteaceae
Product: transmembrane protein 53-like
Exons: 5
Coding region: 818-2140 (440 amino acids)
Source: RefSeq, a predicted model, not a curated record